Molecule: messenger RNA, 507 nt
Organism: Eurypyga helias (sunbittern)
Lineage: Eukaryota; Metazoa; Chordata; Aves; Eurypygiformes; Eurypygidae
Product: nuclear cap-binding protein subunit 2-like
Biological process (GO): mRNA cis splicing, via spliceosome
Cellular component (GO): nuclear cap binding complex
Molecular function (GO): RNA cap binding
Source: RefSeq, a predicted model, not a curated record
CCUGGGAGCAGGGCCCAGCUGGGCACAGGCGAAAUGUCGGGGCUGCUCCACACCACGCUGAGCGGGCUCAACAGCGACUCAUACUGCGAGAUCAGUCAGUACCGUGACCAGCACUUUUGGAGUAGCAGGCAGCUGCAGGAGAAAUCGCUGAAAAUUUCCUCAACACUGUAUGUUGGCAACCUGUCCUUCUACACCACUAAGGAGCAGACCCAAGAGCUUUUCUCCAAGUGUGGAGAUGUCAAGAGGAUUGUCAUGGGGCUGGAGAAGAUCAAGAAAACCCCCUUUGGCUUCUGCUUUGUCAAAAACUACACAAGAGCAGACGCUGAACACGCAAUGAGAUUUAUCAAUGGCACACGAAUGGAUGACCGCAUCAUUCGAACUAACUGGCAUACAGGGUUUAGAGGGAGACAGUAUGGAAGAGGAAACACUGGGGGACAGGUGCGAGAUGAGUACCGGACAGACUAUGAUGUGGGAAGAGGUGGCUUUGGCGCUAUUUUUUUUUUUUAG